AUGGCUCUAAAAGGCACGCCCCCCCUCCCCAACAACAAUAACAGCAACUGGAUGCUCAUGUGUAAGUGUGACGACCCUAUCAUUUCGACUCAAUCAAAAAACAACGACAUCCUCCUUGGCCUACUCCCCGUAACAUUUAUUGCAAUAGCCGUAUAUGCCGUAUGGCGGGACACACGCACCCCUCCUCGGGACAUCGAGAUGGCAGCCCUACCCUCGCAGCGCGUGUUGCCGUGGCGAGAAGCAAUCGCGGCCUCCGAAGGACGCGGGGCUAGGUCCGGGGAAUCCUCCUCGCGUCCGGAAAGCAACCGGGUCCAGAUAAUGGUCACGAGACCCUUGUCUAUCGUGCCCGUUACGCCGAAUAUAAUGCGGUUCGGUGGACCGCCGGGCAUGAACAUGUGGCAAAAGCCUAACGGCCACCGGGGGAAGAAUGUAAGCGUAAAGGCGAAUGCGGCUAAGGCGACGCCGACCAGGAAACCGUAUCGGAAAGGUGUAUUGGGAGGUAUGGGCAGAAUUUCUGAAGAGCUCGAGGAGGUGCCUUUCUAA
This is a messenger RNA of Daldinia loculata, 543 nucleotides long. RefSeq lists its product as uncharacterized. The transcript has 3 exons. The coding region runs from base 1 to 543 and encodes 180 amino acids. NCBI's taxonomy places the organism in Eukaryota, Fungi, Ascomycota, Sordariomycetes, Xylariales, Hypoxylaceae. The record is from RefSeq and is a predicted model, not a curated record.